UCUCUCUCUCUCUCUCUCUCUCUCUCUCUCUCUAUGUAGAAGUCAGAUAUUAGGACAGGAGGAGACUUAUUUAAGGAAGAAGACUACAAAAAGUUCCAAUCAGUCUCUCAUCUUACAUGUCCAAGUAUGUCUGAUUCUUCAACCACUUGGUUCAUCACCUACACGAAGCUACGAUUCUUCACUCGCAUCCGACGGUUGCUCCACCCCAAAACCUCCAACAACAAGCCAUACCAGCCCUCCGAUCAAAACAACACACCAAGACUUCAAACCAUAGCCAAAGAACCCAACCCAGAAGAGGAGGGUACUAUGGAGAGCGAAAGUGAGGAUGAUUUUGCUGUUCUUCAAACGUCUGUGAAGAAACUUCACUUUGGAAGCUGGGAAGAGAAGGAGGCGGCAGCAAGAGACAUAAAGAGACUCGCUGGUGGAGAUUUGAAGAGAAGAAAAAUCAUGGGUGGCCUCGGGGUUGUGCCACCCCUGGUGGAGAUGGUGGGUUCGGAAGUGGCACGGCGGCGGAAGGUGGCGGUUCAAGCUUUGAUUGAAUUAUCUAAUGGCACUUUCACGAACAAAGCUCUCAUGGUAGAGGCAGGAAUCUUAUCAAGAUUACCCGAAAGCAUCGAUGAUUUGGAAGAAUUGACAAGGCAUGAUUUUGCAGAACUGCUACUCUCUAUAUCUUCCCUAGUACACAGCCAAUUCCCCUUUGCCUCAUCGGAAGUUCUUCCAUUUUUAGUCUGCAUUCUUGACUCCAAUUCAAGUAUCGAUACCAAAGAGUUGUGUUUGUGCACGUUGUACAACCUCUCCACUAUGUUAGAAAAUGCAGGAACAUUAGCCACCAAUGAGGUGGUAAAAAUCCUCUUGAGGCUGUCCUCAGUGACCGAAACUUCAGAGAAAGCACUUGCAAUUUUCGGGAACUUGGCAGUGACCUUGAUAGGGAAGAAGGCAUUGGAAAACAAUACAAUGGUGCCAGAGAGUUUCAUUGAGAUUUUGACAUGGGAGGAGAAACCGAAAUGCCAAGAACUAUCGGCUUAUAUUUUGAUGGUACUAGCUCAUCACAGCUCGGUCCAGAGAGCGAAAAUGUCUAAGGCUGGAAUUGUGCCUGUUCUUCUUGAAGUGGCAUUGUUGAGUAGCCCAUUGGCUCAAAAAAGGGCACUAAAACUACUGCAGUGGUUUAAAGACGAACGACAAAUGAGGAUUGGGCCUCAUUCAGGGCCACAGACAGGAAGGAUCGCUAUUGGUUCGCCUGUAAAUCAGAAGGAUGUCAACGAAGGGGAGAAAAUGAUGAAGAAGAUUGUGAAACAAAGCCUAUACAAAAAUAUGGAGACAAUUACGCGUCGAGCCAAUGGUGCUGAGGUUUCAUCUAAGCUCAAGGCCUUGAUUAUCAGUUCAAGUUCUAAGAGCUUGCCUUAUUAGUAAAACUCAUUCUACACUUCUGAUCAAAUACAAAUACAAAUACAAAAAAAAAAAAAACUGGUGCAUAGUUUUUCUUUUAUAUUUGUAUACUUUCUCAAAAGGGUUGGGGAUGAAGGUAGUUUUCUGAUAGAGGGAAGGAUCAAGGAAUGAACUUCUCAUUUCUGGAAGUG
Ilex paraguariensis (yerba mate) is the source of this 1577-nucleotide messenger RNA. NCBI's taxonomy places the organism in Eukaryota, Viridiplantae, Streptophyta, Magnoliopsida, Aquifoliales, Aquifoliaceae. The record is from the annotation of a GenBank genome assembly.